Messenger RNA from Malaclemys terrapin pileata, 9200 nucleotides. RefSeq names its product MET transcriptional regulator MACC1 (gene MACC1). Bases 108 to 2660 code for a protein of 850 amino acids. Lineage: Eukaryota; Metazoa; Chordata; Testudines; Emydidae. The record is from RefSeq and is a predicted model, not a curated record. Gene Ontology annotation, cellular component: cytoplasm. The transcript has 5 exons.
CAGCACGGAAAUGGACACACUUUAUACAUUGCAAACCUCCCAAACAAUGUCAUAAUUUGGACCUGAACGAAAGCAGUUGCUGCUUGUUUCUAUAACAGAGGAAAAAAAUGUCUGCUAGCAGAACAGCUUCCUCUCACACUAGAGAGAUAGCACGGAGUAGAUCUGAAGGAACUGUGAUUGACUUGGACGAGAGAAAACCUUCAACAAGCUAUGCUGAAGAGAAUAAAUUGGAUUCAAUCAUUGACUGGCCUGAGGUGUUCAAACAACAUGCUCAGACUGUUUCCAAGACUAAUCCUUUCUGGAAUGAACUGUCAGCAUCCAACCCGUUUGUAUAUGAUGUAGCUCAGUUAAGUAACAGUGACAAGAACAAUAAACACAUUUCUAUCUUAAAAGAAGACCCCUAUCUGUUCUCCAGAGAUUCAAGCAUCAGGGAUUCUUUUGCUUCAUCAGGUGAUGAGCUAGAUAUUGAUCAUCUUCUAAGAAAGGCUUCAGCAGGGAAAUCUGGGAGAUCUAAGAGUGCCUCUGAGCUUUUGGACAUUGUAGAUGCCAAAAGAUUUGAUCCUGACAACACAGCACCCUCUGACCGGAUUUUAGCUGCAGACAUGGAAUGGCUUCAAAAUGAGCGUGAAGCCUACAAGAUGGCUUGGUUGAGUCAUCGACAGCUGGCCCGAUCUUGUCUAGAUUUGGAUGUGAUGAGUCAUAGUCCAGGAUGGGCUCAAACACAACCUACAGACACUCAUAUAGUUUGUAAACUGAAUCAUGAAGGGGGUUCAGUGCAGCUACCUGACUCGGAUAUCACUGUUCACAUCCCUGAGGGUCAUGUAUCACCUGGAGAAUUCCAAGAGGUUGGUUUAAGGGCUAUUUUGAACCCUCCCCCAUCACUUAAUCAUGAUCUUUCAAGCACUGUGAGUCCAUUGCUAGAACUUACUUUAAGUAACCUCAACACAAUGGAAGCCAUUUUACUAGAAAUGAAAAUUGCAGCUGAAGUGAAGAAGGAUCCUUUCAGUCAAGUUAUGACUGAAAUUAUGGGUUUUUAUAGUCUCAACAAAGAAGGUCCUUUUGAAAAGCUACACAACUGCUACAUUUACAAAGAUACCAUACAGGUGAAGUUGACAGACCUAAGUCAUGUGAUGUACAUAGUGGUUGCAGUACAAGCGAACCCAAUUCAGUCUCUGGCUACAUCUGUUUGGGAAUACAUCCACAGAAACCUCGCCAUUGGAAUUUAUGGGCCCAAACAUAUCCAUCCUUCUUUCACUGCUGUUUUUACAGUCUUUGGUCAUAACUACAUUCCAGAAAAACUCACAGUUUGUGACAUUAAAAAAGGUGGAAAGAGCAUGCCACCAGUGGUGUUUAAUCUGUGGGGAAAGCAUACAUUUUUACUUGAUAAGCCACAAGAUCUAAGUGUUUCUUUGAUAUCCUGUGAUCCUGAUUUUGAAGUGAAGGUGGAAGAUCAAAGCAAAGAAAUUAAAGAAGGGCAGUUGAAAGCAGGUGAAGUUGUCCACCAGCAGUUUCCAUUUUCUGUACUGGGAACUGGGGAAAUGCAUUUGUUCACGUUCCUAGUUCAGAUUAAAGUCCCAAACAAUAAUCUAGUGACCCAGUUCCCUAUUACAACUCCUGAUCCAGCUCCAAAAUUAACUGGGAUGACUAGUAAGCCAAACCGUUUACAGAAACGCAAAGAGAUCAAAUCUGCUCCUUUUUUAUUGACACCAACAGUUAAAUACCCCAAAUUUCAAGAUAAGACUUUAAAUAUUACCAGCUACGGAGUGGCCUUGAAAACUGUGUUUCGUCAAAAUAAGAUUGACUAUUUACUAGAAUAUUUUAAAGGGGACACAAUAGCAUUUCUUGGUGAAGAUAAAGUGAAAGCCAUUGGACAAACUAAAGUUAAAGAAUGGUAUGUGGGAGUUCUUCGAAGAAAGAUUGGUCUAGUGCACUGUAAAAACGUAAAAGUGAUUUUAAAAGAACAAGCUAUAGAUAUCACUGAUAGCGUGCUGCCAACCAGGAAUCUUCUGGAACAAAUUGCACUGCCUUUUAAGAAAUUGACAUAUAUCUAUUCCUUAGUCCUAUCCACAGUAUCUGAGAGAGUUUACAACUGGAAAGCUUUGGCUGAUGUUCUAGGAUAUUCACAUAUGUCAUUGGAUGAUUUCAGUGAGGUACCAGCAGAUAAAGAAUCAGAAAGAGUCGCGUAUGUGGUGAAGAAACUGAAGGAAGAUUGCCAUGCUAACAGACCCAGAAGGCAGUUUCUUUAUGAGCUCAUUGUUGCACUUCUGAAGUUAGAUUGCCAAGGAUUAGUAGCACGUCUUACCCAGGACACUGUCCUUUUGACUUCGGCUGUCAAGCUUGGCAGAUGCUGGAGAGAGCUGGCAGAAAGAUUAGCUCGACUCACAAAACAACAAAUUGAGGCUUAUGAAGUACCUCACCGAGACAGAAGUGGAGAAGUUGCCCUGGAGAUGAUGUGGAAACCUGCAUACGAUUUUCUGUACACAUGGGGCGCUCACUAUGGAGACAGCUAUAGAGACGUGUUACAAGACUUGCAGUUGGCUUUGGACAAAAUGAAAAACCCUUUGACCAAACAGUGGCGAGAGUUAACUGGAGCUUUGAUUCUAGUGAACUGCAUGGAGAUCUUAAGGGCAAAUGCUUUCACCAAGAAGGAGGAAGACUAGAAUCCCAAAUUCUUUUAUGGACUAUCUAUUGGAAAACUAUGGUGUUGAUUUUUAUACUCGUCAAUUAUUUUUAUGACCCUGAUUUUCCGAAAGAGAACAGAUCCUUUCAUUUUAGCUUAUUAUUUUUUCUGCACUUAUAUGUGUUACAUACAGCACAGACCAUGUGGAACACAAUUUAACUGAAGGACCCUCAGGGCCUGCAGAAUAAUAUUUUGAGGACCAUGCUGGGGUGAAAUUGGAGUUGGAAGGUGAAUUAGGUCCUUGAAAAGAUUUUAAUUCCAUGGACCAAUUCCGAAAUGAAAAAUUCACAAGACUACAACUAUAGCUUAUAAUAAAGCCAACUUUUUAUUCUGAUGUCUAUUAAGCCCCACAUGUUCUGGGCUGCUCUGAUAGUAUUCACUCAGUGUGCCCAAAAUUUUCAAAAGUGACAAUUUGGGCUCCAAUCCUGCAAAUUACAACACAAGGAUCAGCCGCUGAGCCCAUGUGGAAGACAUAUUGGAGUCAAUGAGGUUCCAAGCAAGCACAGAGGAUGUUGUGAAGGCCAAACUUACAACAGGGUUCAAAAUGGAAUUAGAUAAAUUCAUGGAGGACAGGUCCAUCAAUGGCUAUUAGCCAGGAUGGGCAGGGAUGGUGUCCCUAGCCUCUGUUUGACAGAAGCUGGGAAUGGGAGUCAGGGGAUGGAUCACUUGGUGAUUACCUGUUCUGUUCAUUCCCUCUGGGGCACCUAGCAUUGGCCACUGUCAGAAGAGAUGAUACUGGGCUAGCUGGACCUUUGGUCUGUGCCAGUAUGGCCAUUCUUAUGUUACAUUUACACUGGUGUGCCUUUUCAUAAUCAGUUGCAGUAUUGGGGGCCUCACUGCAAGUUCCUUGGGUUUUGGGUGUCCAGAAAAAGACACCUUUACUCUGAUUUUCAGGUGUGGUGAGCUCUUGUAACUCCAAUGGAAGUCAAUGGCAGUAAAGCUGGCUGGGAAACCAAAUAUCAGUUCCAUGAAUUUUUUUCUUUUUGGAUUUUUUUCACCCCAAAUCAGGAUGCCUGGAUUCCAUCAGGAGUUUCUUGAAAUUGAACCUUUUCCACAAAACACUGCAAUUUUUAUGAAUAGACAAAUUCUGCCAAAAAUAUUUUUUCUAACCAACUCUAAACAGGAGCUCAGUACUUCUGUAAAGGCCAUAGGUGUCUUAAAUUGGGCAUUCAGAGAGAGGGGCACCUAAAUUAGUGGCCACAGCUGGAAAUAGCUCACUAAUUUUUCUAUCACCAAGUCUGUAUACAUGAUGCACAGUGGAAUUUUACUAAUCUUUCUUUUACAUGCUCCCCAAAAGGAGUGGAAUCGGAUAAAAAAGACUGAUCCAUACCAAGCAGUUAUCAGAAUGGUGGCCACGUCAUAUGAUCCUGUACAUAAGCCACUGCCUCUUAUAUAGCUAUUUUGAAUGGAAAAGUGGGGGUUGGUGGGUAGAGACAGAAUGUAUAUGCCAUUAUUGUGCAUAAUUCUCAUCUGUGCCAUUCCUGAGGGAAAAUGGGAGAGAGGGGCAACUAGUAUUUUGUCAAGAAAGGUAUGUGCUGGUCCUAUUGUUAACAAAAAGGGUUUAAAUUAGGUUCAUUUAUGAUUUAUUUAUGCAGCAAUUCAUACUUGCCUGAUUUCCACUGAUUACAUGCUCUGAAAUAAUCCGGAAUAGAUACUCUCAAAUGAAGUCUUACCAUUGGCCAGAACCAAGCUGCAGUAAACGUGGCACCGCCUUAUGGAUAACACUGAGUUGUGGAACAACCCCAGUCCAACCAAAUAAUUCCCGGUAAAUGGAUGGCAUUUAAAACAAACAAGAAAACACACUUUUGUUAGCUAGAAGGUAGUGGUAAAAAUGGAAGCAACCUGCAAAUAACUCAAAGAGCAGCUCUGGUGAAGGAGCACCCAAAGGCUCAUUUGGAUAAACUGGCAAACUCACUACUGGCAAACUCACUGUUUGCCGGCAGUGGUCUGGUUGAAAAGUAAGCCUGAGAGCUGGCAGUUGGAGAGACAAAGCCAAGUUCUACUCUGAGAGCUGUGCAUGAACAUCUCAGGGCACAGCUGGUUCUUUAAUUGCUUCAUUUGAGAUAACGUCCUUUCAGGAGGAGGAAGCACAUGAUGAAUCUAGAACAAAAUAGCACAUUUACAUUUUUUCUCCCUAGGCCUUUCUUUAACAAGUUCCAUUGCACAGCCUCUAGGUGUGAAGAGCUUUGGAUGGGAGGAUAGGGCACAAGCCCAGAAGACCUUUGCUAAAUAUUGAAGGCCUGAUUCCCUUACUUACACGCAUUUUACACUCAUGUAAUGCAGUUGGCUUCAGCAGAGUUACUCCUGCUUUGCACUAGGGUGAGCAAAGAUUUGGGUCCACUGAGUAUUAAUGCAAAAAGCAUCUUCUGUGGUGAUCAAGGGAAUGAAAAUAGAAUUUGAAUACAUGGACUACGUAGUGUAGCCUUCUAUGUCCCUGAGAGGUGUUUACACCCACACUGUGCUGGCGCUGUGCAGUUGCACAAGGAAUUGGGGAUAGAAGGUACCACAGAGCUUCCCCAUUGCCUUGCACAUCUAUGGAGGGGCCAGCUAUUGUUCCCUGUUAGUACCACAGGUGGCAAUGAACCCCUUAAGCAGAGGGGAGGAAGGGACAGGGCCAUGGCGGGAGGGAUAGCUCAGUGGGUUGGGCAUUGGCCUGCUAAACCCAGGGUUCUGAGUUCAAUUCUUGAGGGGGUCACUUAGGGAUCUGGGGCAAAAUCAGUACUUAGUCCUGCUAGUGAAGGCAGGGGGCUGGACUUGAUGACCUUUCAAGGUCCCUUCCAGCUCCAUGAGAUAGAUAUGUAUGGCCCAUGUCCUCUUGCACUGCUGAGGUGUGUGAAAAUGCACACAGUACCUUCUUAAAGAGUAAUAGAGGGGCUGCUACACUGUGGACUUCUGGGAAGGAUUCUGGUUACAUCUCCCAGAAUGCCUCUGGGGGUUCCUACUUCAGCAUGGCUUGCCUGUACUGCCAAUCCUGCUACAGGGCAGAUUUCAUUAUGGUGCAGUGGUUGACUGAGUCAUGCUCAAUGUCUUUGCUACUGACUGGGGUGAAUAAGUACUUCGCUACUACUUACACUCCCUAAAAGCAGACUGACUUGACUCAACUACACCAUUCCUUGAACUUCACAGUGCCUUCUUACACCUAGAGAUGAAUAUGCCACCUGGCCAUAACCCCUUCUUUGAUGUCAAACUCUGUUCAACUUCUCUGCUAUUCCCCUGGCAGCAAACACCACGUAAGUCCUCUUACAUUUACUUCUGCUGCACUGCACAUAUCUCCAAUUUCAAUGCCAUUUUUUUGCAUUUCUUCUUAUCACUAAUGCCAAUGCUAUUGCUUUUUCCUCAGCAAUAAUAAUAAUGAAAAAGGAAAACGUAAGUGUUGCUUCCCAGCUAGAAGAGAUAAAAAUGCAGCCAGGAGCCACCAGUUACCAAAUGGGCACUUCAGGGUUCCAACUUCUUGGUUCUGUCAAAUUUAAAGGACCAACCCUGAAAAGAGGCAUGCUGGGAAAAAAGAUACUGUGAUAGGGCAACCCUACACUACAGAGAAAUCACAGUGAUCAGGAAAUCACUAAGGAGCAUGGCUUGUUUUGAUGUUAUUUCUACUAUUGCUAUACCAUCUCCUCUGAUUUUAGCCCUGCACCAGCAAUGAAGUGUGACACUCUCAAACUCGAGUUGAAUUUGGCCCAAAUUAUUUAGCAAAAUAUUGACUUAUUGAGUAAGUCAGCUCCUCAGUUUGUGAUAUUAUGUUAUUGGUCCUGGAAGUUUGUUUAUAUUCUGUCCAAUUAGGUUGUGCUCUGGGGCCUGCAGCUGUGGUCUUUAUUUGCUAAUUCCACUUUCAUUUUUGCUUUGUACUUCUCCUCAUAUGAAUGAAAUGUGCACUUGUGCAAUACUUCUGUUUACUUUAGCAGCCUACGCUGAAUAUAAAAUAAUAUGUAAUAAACUCCACAUUUUAUUGCUCAAAUAUUUUAAACCACAAAAUGCUAGUUCUAGGUUACUGCUGAGAGUGGAAACAGCUGCUUUCAGCAGCAGCAUGCAGUUAGGAGCACAUAGCUUUGGUCUUGAUUUCUCUUGAAGGGAGUGGAGGGGAGAGGAGAGGAGAAGUGCUUUCCCAUGAGCCAGCACACAUACCUUCUUAGGUCUCUGUGGGGAGGGAUGAAAACAACAACCUCUCCCUGCUCCUGGGCGAGGAGAAGAAAUCCCCUCCCUAGUUACCAUCCUUCAAAGACCCCAUUUCCCCAUUUUUUUGUUGUCAUUACUGUCUUUGAGGGAUGGGAAGUCUGGAGAUGUUAGCCAACUCCUUUCAGCUCUAUAGUCUUUGGUGGAAAAGAAGCUUUAACCUAGCCUCCCUCAUCACUGUGCAAAAGAAUUCAAUAUUCCACACCCUUUUUCAAGGAGAGGGUCUUAUUGAGAUGGGGGCCUGCCCCUGCCCUAUCUGGUGGUGAGAAUGGGGAUCAGUCCUACUGAAGUGAGCCUUCAUAGGGCAGACAUGUCCCACAAUGCAAUGAACAAAGGGAGACUCUUCCCAGAUGACUCACACAGGAGCAGGUUUCCUCCUGAACCUGGGAGUCAAUUCCCUAAGUCCAGUGCUGAGGUAUUUCUGCCCCACAGUAUUUAACAGGCCUAUGCAGCAGGACAGGAAGAAGUGUUUCACAAUCCAACAGCUACAAGGUAAGGGGUCAGAAGACAAGUUAUUCACCCUCAGAAGGUGUUCUCCUUGAGUUGGGUGGGGAGUGGGGAGGCCUCCUUGAUGAUUUCUCUGAAAGCAGAAGAUUAGGGAGGAGAAAUCAGAUUGCCCCCUGAAGAGAACAUAAGUGAUGGGACUAGGCCACAAACCAUCCACAGAAGACAUCACAGAUAAUAGAAUAGUAGCAAGGUGUGUGAUGGGGGUGGGUAUUAAGGGCCCAGCCAUCUUCAUCCCUUCUCUCUGGGGACAAGAGAAAAGUACAGGGACCUCCACCCUCCUUUCUGAUGAGGACAGGCAAGUGAGUGGGAUUUGGCAUGAGUGUUUUUUCCAGAAGGAUUGGGUUUCACAUAAUGCAAAUUCCUGUUGUAAAACCUAAACAGUUUGAAUAGUAAAGCCGGAGGAUUAUAGAAAUUCAAACUCCACAAGCUUCUCUCCACCCAGAUAAGGUUUACUUGAUUAUUACAUAUUUCUGAGCUUCCUCUUAGUAAGUUGUCAGGUCAGCUGAGAUCUUCCAUACUAUAAACAUUUAAUUGUUUAGAGUCAUAGUGUAAAUAUUCUAUUCUAAACUGAAUCCCACUGAGCCCAGUUCUCUGCUGCCUUGCACCUUGUGUCAUCGUUGACAUUUAUGCUAAAUGACAAUAAAACACUACAGUAAAAUGUUACAUCCACUUGGCUCCAGUAUAAAUUUCAGCACAAGGGGCAAGUGAAUUGAGAAUCAGGCCCCUAGAAUUUAAAAAAUAGAACAUGUGCGAGGGAGACAAGGUGGGUGAGUAAAUAUAAUUUAUUGGACUAGCUUCCAUUGGUGAAAGAGACAAGCUUUUGAGCUUACAUAGAGCUCUUCUUCCGAUCCGGGAAAUGUACCUCGCCCACAUUUUUCCUCUAAUGUCAUGGGACCAACACAGCUACAACAACACUGCGAACAACAUGUACCAGAUGCACAUUCUGAGCCUGUUUUCCUCCUUCCACACUAGUUUAACUCCCAUUAACUUCAACGCAGCUACUCAUGAUUUUCACUAGUGUGAGGGGAGAAUCAAGCUAUCUGAGUCUUUGAAGAAGUUUCACAAUAAUUUUAGAGCCGUAAAGCCAGUGCUAAUCAGAUGUGAGUAAUAAUAACCAUUUUUUCCCUGUAGUUUACUUGCUGUCAUUACAGGUCUGAAAAUAGGCACCAAUUGUAGGAAUAAAGGCCUUCUGGUAUUAUUCUGAGCACAGAAAAAUUGUGAUUUUGUAUUUGUUAACCAUUAAUUUGUUAUCUGAGCUUUUUUUUUAAAAAAAAAAAUGAGAGUAUGUAUUUUUAAACCUAAUAAACAAGGGAAAAUGACUGCGUACACUGGAAUCUUUGCAUUGAAUCUACAGGAUGUUAAAAAAAAGGUGGCAGGGUGAGAGAUUGCAGACUCUUUUAGUAAUAGGGGAAUGAUAGUAAUAUUUUAUCCUUUAAAAAAGGAAAUACUCUGCAUCUUCACCUCUGUUGGUGAAACUUACUAAUGUUUUUGCUACAAGGUUAACCACUAUAAUUUGUACCUCUGACCAUAAGCAAAAAUACUGCUUCCUGAAACAAUAGAAUAAAUGUAGUAUUGUAGGCAGGACUCUGUGUAUACCAUGGAAUUUACUGUGGAAUCCACCUUUACCACACAAUUGUGCCCUAACAUCUCAGAUUUUGUUAACAAAUAUAUGUUGCUAGUCUCUAUGGUUUUGAAGAUAACUGCAAAUGUGAACCAAGUGUAAACUAAAGAUGUGUUGUCUUUCUGACUCUGCAAGGUGCAUGAAACAAUAGUUCUGUGUGCUGUGAACUGCCCCAUGCAACCCUGAAACCUAAUGAUGACAAUUUAAAAUGUCAUUACUUGA